Molecule: messenger RNA, 3361 nt
Organism: Polypterus senegalus (gray bichir)
Lineage: Eukaryota; Metazoa; Chordata; Cladistia; Polypteriformes; Polypteridae
Gene: slc25a39
Product: solute carrier family 25 member 39
Exons: 12
Coding region: 391-1467 (358 amino acids)
Biological process (GO): mitochondrial transmembrane transport
Source: RefSeq, a predicted model, not a curated record
GCUAAGCGUUAACGGAAAGCGCGUUAAGAAUAUAUGCAAACUAAUAAGCUUAUAAAUAAUACAUACUUGAUACAUACUUACUAAUACAGGCAUCUGAUGAAAAAUGCUACCAUACGAAUAAGUAAGAAGAAGAAGAACGGGGAUCCCAACUGUAACUCUGGGAUAGUUUUUGCUUGGGCGGGUUGUUAUGGGCGUGGCCAGGCCCAGGCACUCUAGGCUCGGCACCGCCUUGUUUUGCAUUGCAGAGCUGAGGAGGCAGACGGGAGAUCAGCAACAAGAUGGGAAAACAGUACUGGGACCCGGGCUCCUGAGCACGCUGUGGUCGGGGUGCUCGAUGAAGAGCACAAGAGGCAGCUUUCAUUAAAACGGGCCAGCGGGCAGGUUGGCAGGAUGGUGGAAAAGCAGACUCUGCACUCGUCAGGGGGCAUCACUCCAUUGCAGCAGAUGCUGGCUUCUGGCACUGGGGCUCUCUUCACAUCCCUCUUUGUUACCCCACUGGAUGUGGUCAAGAUAAGACUGCAAGCACAGAGGACACCGUUCUACAGAGCCUUGGCUGUAGACUCUGUGCCAUGGAGCAGUGUGAUUCGGCAGUCCAAGUGGAAGUGUUUCCUGUACUGCAAUGGGCUGAUGGACCACCUUUACGUGUGUGAGAAUGGCAGCGGGUGCACCAGCUGGUACAAGACCCCCAAUCACUUCAGAGGCACUGUGGAUGCGUUUGUGAAGAUCACCCGCUAUGAAGGAGUGCGGUCCCUCUGGAGUGGCUUGCCACCAACCUUGGUUAUGGCAGUUCCAGCCACAGUCAUCUACUUCACCUGCUACGACCAGCUGCGUGACUUCCUGCGAUAUGGAAUGGGAUACCAAGGAAGUCAGAUACCCCUGGUGGCCGGAGCACUUGCUCGAUUGGGUGCAGUGACGGUGAUUAGCCCCCUGGAGCUCAUCCGUACCAAAAUGCAGUCGAGACAGCUGUCUUACCGUGAGCUGCACACGUGCAUCCAGAUGGCUGUGGCACAGGGCGGCUGGCUGUCCCUCUGGCGGGGAUGGGGACCAACAAUACUCAGGGACGUGCCCUUCUCAGCUCUGUACUGGUUCAACUAUGAGCUGGUGAAGGCCCAGCUGUGCGAGAGGUACAGCGUUCAUGAAGCCACUUUCAAGAUGAGUUUUACAGCAGGAGCGAUCUCUGGAGCGAUUGCAGCCAUCAUGACUCUUCCAUUUGAUGUAGUGAAAACCCAGAGGCAGAUUGAGCUGGGGGAAAUGGAGACACUGAAAGUGUCUUCCAGGAAGCCUACAUCCACUUGGCUCAUAAUGAAAAGAAUCCGCACAGAGUCUGGGAUCAGGGGCCUGUUUGCAGGAUUCAUGCCCCGAGUAAUAAAAGUGGCCCCGGCCUGUGCGGUUAUGAUCAGCACUUACGAGUUUGGGAAAGCCUUCUUUCAGAAGCUGAACUAUGAGCGAGAGCUCCAAAACCUGUGAAAAGUAAAGCCAAGUGACUGGCCAUGUCCGUUCUGUCCAUUUUUGUUUUGCACGUUGUGCUGCUGUCAAGCUGACCACCUCACUUUGUUGUUUUAUUGCUGAGCGGAUAGAAGCAACUCUGAUUCUUUACUUUUGCAGUCCCACCCUGAAGCACUUCUUCUUCUUCUCAGACUUAGAGGUCCCCCAUGAUGCUUACAUGCUUGUUAUCGUUGAAAGUCUGUUUGCUCGACUGUCUCCAGCCUCUCGACUGCUUUCCUGAUUCUGUGACUUUGCUCAUUUCUGUCGUUAUAUUUAGGAGCUCAUGGACGUCUUACUGGGCAGGCUGAAUCGAGAAGAUGACUGUCGUAUACCUUCUGCCUUCUUGCCCCGAUUAAUUCGCCUCAGGACCCAAGUUUCCCAGAUGUGCUCUUUAUAAGAAGUGCAGUGGACAAGUGGAGUUCUGGAUGUUCUCAGGGUUUUCCUGUAUCUCCUCCAACCCCCUUUCAGUGGGAGGUUGUACCAUUUGAAAUCAGUCAGAUGAGCUCCUCCGUCGUCCAACCCUCUCCCUAUUCAUCUAGUCAGCCCUACAUGCUGUUCGACCUUCUCAUUGAGAAAAGGGGCAUGUGGAAAGUCGGAGGCUGCCGUUUGUUUGGUGGUCGCCCACCUAGCACUUCAAAGGAUCAAACCUCGGGUCUGACUGCAGUUGUGUGUCACCUGAGCACCAGCCUAUCCUAUCCUGAAGAUCCACGUCUUUCUCCAUUUGAAGAAUUAAGAGACCCCUCUUCCAGUAAGCUGCAGGACAGAUGUCUUGAAUGAACGGACAUCAUUUGCCUUUAUAAAUGGGAGCUAAAGUAGUCAUGUGAGCAGAAGGCAUGCGAGACUUGUGAAGAAAGCAGACCAUGAAGUGUAGAUGGAGAAGUGGGAGUAACGCUAACAUGGACAUGUCCAGCAGUGCGCCUUCGAAGUAAUGAGGCGAGUCCUCUGCAUUUUGGGACUCCACCUCAGGGGCCCAUGGUGGGGGUGGUCUUCAUUGUUGCUUGCUUUGUUUUCCUCGAUUUAACGUAGACUUUGCAGCCACAGUCUUGUCACCCAUUUUUUUUGUUGUUUUCCUAGGACUUUUAUUCACAUGACACUUGGCAGGUUUCGAUGGAUGUUUUGGGUGAAGGGCUGCUCGACGCCAACUACGUUCCUGCAACUUUCUUCCUUGUUACUUAAACAAAAAAUUCAGAACGCAUUGUGUAGCUCGUCACGGCCUUCAAUCACUGUGAAUAAGCUCAUUUGUUUGACGCUGUGAAGUGCCCUGCCAUCUUGUUUUCACUCGUUCCGUUUUUAUUUAUUGCUGUUUCACAUUUCCCUGUUGAUUAUGCUCCUCCGAUCACUCGACGUCUUUUCUCGUUAUUUUCGAUGCAUUGGUCGUUCAGUUUGGCCUCUGCUGCAUCACUUGAGCCCUUGGCCAGCUCCUCCCUGAGGGAGCACAUCCUUCACGAGGUGACCACCAGGUCCAUAUGUCGGACCACCGGCCUUAAUGCUCACAACCGCCCCUGCUACUGUGACGUUGGCCGCCCCUUCCUACUCGGUUGUGCAAACUUCACGUUGGCCUGUUUGUUUGCUCAGAAUGUGAGUAGAAGGGGUCUGAGAAGCAGGUGGGGGUCUCUAUUUACACUAAUUGGAUAUUAAUAAUGAUGGGGCACCUCAUCUGGGGGGAGGAGGGAUUGAAAGGGCCGACCCCCAUUAGGGUUUUUUUUUUGUUUUUGCAGGGCAUUUCAAAUGUGGUGUCGUUAGAUUACCUCACUAAGGGUGGGGUGGUUAAAUAAAGAGACAUGUGGUAGGUUUGGGGGGGGGGUCACCCCUUACCCCAAAUGUUUAAUUGGAAAUUAAUGGCAAAGGUAAUAAAAUGUUGUUUGUGGAUGCACUU